Molecule: messenger RNA, 2040 nt
Organism: Parathielavia appendiculata
Lineage: Eukaryota; Fungi; Ascomycota; Sordariomycetes; Sordariales; Chaetomiaceae
Exons: 2
Source: RefSeq, a predicted model, not a curated record
AUCAUGGAGCCCGGCACGUACAUCGCCAUCGCCCAAAUCGCUUUCCAAGGCGCCUGUGUCGCGGUCAAGGCGUUUCGAAAUGGGCUCAGUUUCAGCCAGGAUGCAGAGCGACUCGUGCUUGGUCUCGAAGUCGAGCGGUUCCGCCUUCACAUCUGGGGCGAGAAUGCCGGCCUGGCACCUCCAGAAGGGCAGCCGGUAACGCUUCCCAAUCGGCUGCUUCCGAUAUGCGAGAUCCUGAAGGACUAUCUUGAGCAAAUCGAGCGCUUGGUCAAAGACGCCGACGACCUGACCAACCGGUACGGACUGCUGCCGACUCAGGAGGCGCCGACCAAGUCUGCGCUGGUUCGACAGCUCGUCGACCGGAUGCAGCGGUCCAUCCAAUCAUCCAAGGUCAAGUUGGCGGCCGUGGGAGCGACAGAGGACGAGGAGGAUGAAGAGCAGAAGAAGGAGGCCGAGAGUGGCCAUCUCGUAGCCCAAGCGGCGGCAGGACAGGAUGAUGUGGGCCUCAGCAGCCCGAGAAGGACAACAUCGACCUGGAAGAAAAUCCGCUGGGCUGUUCGAGACCUCGAGAAGUUUGAAUGCCUGGUUAAGGACCUGGGGCAUCGCAUCAACAAGCUUAACGACCUCCUGACAGAGGCGCAGCAACGCAAGACGCGGGAGGACAACUACCGCGUGAACAUGGUUGUUGUCGGCAGCGCCGUCGACGAAGCAUCACUCGAAUUAAUCCGCGCCGCCGUGCGAGGAGAGCCUGACACCUCGCAAGUCCGCGCCGCCGUCGAGCGCAAGGCUUUGACAGUCGGGCAAGGCAUGACUACCGAGUCGACGCAAACUCAGCGUGCCCCCCUGUCGCUGGACAUGUUCUUUCUUCCCAAUAAUUUCGGCAGCAAAGAAUUCGCCAGCGUCAAGCACUUCGUCACCGUCAAGCGGUCCGACUCGGCUUCCAACCCGUCUUACUACCUCUUGGAGCGCAAACCCUUCGACCCUAGCAUCCUCGACGCCGAUAAGGACCGCCUUGCCAGCCGCAUCCAGCGCCUCGUCUUACUCCUUCAGCGGCCCAAAUCACCCGACUUCCGCACUCCAAAAGCCGAAGGAUGCAUCCAUGAUCCCGGCAACUCGUGCUGGUGGAUCGCCUUCCAAUACCCCCUCCACGUCGACCCGCCCACUCUCGGAAAGACGCCAGACAGCACCCACAUUGCCACCCGCCGCCUCCUAUUAUCCAAGCCCAAGGACACACCGGUCUCCCUCCUCACCCUCCUCGCCCCGUCCGCCAAGUUCCGCCCUCCGCUGGAACAGCGCCUCGCCCUGGCCAGCGCCUUCUGCACCACCCUUUCGGAACUCUACCUCUCCGGCUGGCUUCACAAAAGUAUCCGCAGCGAAAACAUUCUAUUCCCCCACGCUGGCGCAGUCCUCCACCCGCCGCCGUACUCGUACGCCCCGGAGCAGAUGCAGGCCAUCCUUUCAACCCCGUUGGUCUGCGGAUUCGAUUACACGCGCCACGAGAGCGAGUGGGCGACUGUUGAUCGGGCGCGGACGCGGGGGCAGGUGGCCGCGGCGAUUUAUCGUCACCCUGACUACCAGGGAGAGGCGGCGGAGGGGUACAAGGUGCAGUAUGAUGCCUAUUCGGUUGGGCUGGUGUUGGUGGAAAUUGCGGUGUGGAUGCCGCUGAAGGAGAAGUUUCUCGAGGCGACGAAAAAGUCGUUGUCCUCGUCGUCGGCGUCCUCGGCAUCGGCGUCUGCCUUGGGUAGUGACUUUGCUCCACAAAGUAGUAGGGCCACCAGCAGUGGUGUGGAGCUGUCAGGGGACAUGGACGUGUUCCAUGCGCCGCACGCCGUCGAGUUGAAGAGACGGGUGAUACACGUGGUGGAGUCGGAGCUCGCGUUUCGGGUCGGCUCACUUUACUAUCGCGCUGUCAAGUUUUGUCUCGAGUUCGCGGACAGGCAGCCCGACCCUGGGGUGGCGGAUGGUGGUGAGGUCGGGGUACACCCAGCCAUGGCGUUUUACGACAAUGUUGUUGUGCCGUUGGCUGGGUUAGUGCAGUGA